This is a messenger RNA of Penaeus indicus, 1061 nucleotides long. Its product is annotated as coatomer subunit beta'-like. Gene Ontology annotation, molecular function: protein binding. The record is from RefSeq and is a predicted model, not a curated record. The coding region runs from base 111 to 1046 and encodes 311 amino acids. Gene Ontology annotation, cellular component: COPI vesicle coat. Gene Ontology annotation, biological process: retrograde vesicle-mediated transport, Golgi to endoplasmic reticulum; intra-Golgi vesicle-mediated transport; intracellular protein transport. Lineage: Eukaryota; Metazoa; Arthropoda; Malacostraca; Decapoda; Penaeidae. The transcript is spliced from 6 exons.
CCGCGCAGGCGCACACGGGGCAUCUGACACGUCGGAAGGUUCUCUCGGGGGAAGCUGUGGAGUGGGAGUGAAUUUCGUCGUAUUUUUUGGUCUUUUUACAUCUCUUCAUCAUGCCACUGCGUCUGGAUGUAAAGCGGAAAUUAACCGCUCGAUCAGAUCGUGUUAAGUCAGUCGAUCUUCAUCCUACUGAACCAUGGAUGCUUGCAUCUCUUUACAAUGGCAAUGUUCAUGUAUGGAACAUUGAGAGCCAGCAGUUGGUUAAGAGCUUUGAAGUAUGUGAUCUUCCAGUAAGAGCAGCAAGAUUUGUGGCCCGCAAAAAUUGGGUUGUCACAGGCUCAGAUGACAUGCAAGUUCGUGUUUAUAAUUAUAAUACGUUAGAGCGUGCACACCAGUUUGAAGCUCAUUCAGAUUAUGUGAGAUGUAUUGCAGUACAUCCAACUCAGCCAUUCAUUCUUACAUGCAGUGAUGAUAUGACGAUCAAACUUUGGAACUGGGAUAAAAAAUGGUCCUGCCAGCAAGUAUUCGAGGGUCACUCUCACUACGUAAUGCAGAUUGUCAUCAAUCCAAAGGAUAACAACACUUUCGCUUCUGCUUCUCUUGAUCGUACUGUGAAGGUGUGGCAGCUUGGUUCACCACAGCCGAACUUCACUCUUGAGGGUCAUCAGCGUGGAGUUAAUUGUGUGGAUUACUACCAUGGUGGAGACAAGCCUUAUUUGAUUUCAGGGGCUGAUGAUAGUCUGGUCAAGAUUUGGGAUUAUCAGAACAAAACAUGUGUACAAACCCUGGAAGGACACUCGCAGAAUGUUUCCUCAGUAUCAUUCCACCCGGAGCUACCAAUCAUCCUGACUGGCUCUGAGGACUGCACUGUGAGGGUCUGGCAUGCCAACACUUACCGUCUGGAGAACACACUCAACUAUGGUCUUGAUAGAGUGUGGUGUAUAUCAGCUCUCAAGGGCUCUAACAAUGUCUGCUUUGGCUAUGAUGAAGGCAGUGUCAUGGUUAAGGUGAGAUAUGUUGCAACCAUUCAAAGAGAUUAUUCAUCAUAGUUGGAAGCCUAUUAU